AUUUCCAGUACAUCUUCUCCUAAGUUUGUGCUGAGCAGUACUGGGUCAUUCAGCCCAGUUCAGUUCCGUAGUACAUCAGAACUGCAUACCAGGGCUAAAACCUAGACUGCUUGAAAACUGUAUCUGAGCAUGUAUCCUAUUUUUCAAAUAAUACAGGUUUGAAUACUUACAGAAGCUGUUGGCAAAACUUUCAGAAAUCUCUUGAUUUAACUACAUUUGAAGCUAACAAGACAUUAAAAAAUGGACAAAGAAAGUAUUCCUACCACUACCUCUGAUUAUUAUCAAGUUUAUGAAACCUAUGACUUUGGAGCAUCUGGGGCACAACCUUGCAAGUUUGAUUCGGUUAUGGAAUUCAACCAGAAAUUCAUUCCUCCUGUUUACUCAUUGGUGUUUGUUUUUGGAAUCAUGGGAAACACACUGGUGCUUCUUAUUUUAAGUCGUUAUAGGCAUUCAUGGGCUGUGGCAGACACCUAUCUUCUUCAUUUGACAGUAGCUGAUUUACUGUUAGUUUUCACUCUCCCAUUCUGGGCAGUUCAGUAUGUUCAUGGCUGGAUCUUUGGCAACAUCUCUUGCAAAAUUGUUGGAGCAAUGUUUAUAAUUAAUCUGUACAGUAGCAUAUUGUUCCUUGCUUGCAUUAGCUUUGAUCGCUACCUUUCAAUUGUACAUGCAGUCCAAAUGUACAGGAAGAGCAAAACCAUUUGUGUCCGGAUAACAUGCAUUGUAAUUUGGAUUAUCUGCAUUUUAUUUUCAUUAGUAGAAUUCUACUUCCGAGAAUCUGGAUACUUCCAUGACGUUAAAGCUGACAUUUGUCAUUAUGCUUUUGAUGCAGAAAGUGCAGAUACAUGGAGAUCCACUCUUCGCUUAGUAAACCUUGUUGUUCUUUUUUUCCUUCCCCUCACUGUCAUGAUCUACUGUUAUUCAAUGAUAUGCCGGUCACUGCACCAAGCUCACCUAUUUGAAAGACACAAAUCUCUUAAAGUGAUAGUAUCAGUUAUAGCUGUAUUUCUCAUAUGCUGGGCACCAUAUAAUGCAUUUUACUUUGUUGACAGCUUACAAAGAAUGAAACUCAUUGAAAGAGACUGCAAAAUGGAGCACAUAUUAGAUACUGGUAUAACCAUUACUGAGAGUCUGGGAUUUAUUCACUGCUGCCUUAACCCAAUUAUUUAUAUGUUUGUUGGCACAAAGUUCAGGAGGGAAAUUACCAAACUGUUCAAGUGUGGCCGGCACAGAAAAGCAAGCUCUACAAGCAGUCAGGACAACUGCAGACCAAAAGCACUAUCUUUGGUAUCAGAUGAAGAAAAUACUGGGUUGUAUUCUGUUAUGUUUUAAAUACGAAAUCUGGUGCAUUCUGAAGCUCUGAACCGGCUUGUUUUUUUAUUAACAAGAAGACUUGAGCAACUUAAUCAUAAAAUCUCAAAAGGGGAGCUUUUGCAUUCACAUUAAUGUUAAAUGUUGCAUGGGAGAUUUAUGUGCACAUGUAAUUUGAAUGUUAGUACACAGUAUUAUCAAGGAAGAUGUCACUUUUGGCCAUAUACUAAUCUAAAAACAAUCUGAGCAAUAACUAUUUAAACAAAAUACUUAAUAUGAAUGCCAGUGAAAAAUGUAAUAUGAUGGACAAAACAGUGACUGAAAACUCAGGUAGCCCAAAGAGUCCGUAGCACAUCCAACAAAACCAUAAGUGGUUACUAUAAAUGGAGCAUCACCCUACACAAGUAGCACAGGAAAUUGUCUAUGUCAUUUUUUUUUUACUUUCAUUAUAUCCACAAGGACAUUUACAGUUUUAAGGCUGAAAAACCAGUGUUAGUAGUGGAUACUGCUUUAUGACAUUUGUUGUUUUUGAGUACAACCAGAUCAAUAAGCCUGCACAGUGGCCCAAAGACCAGUAAUGCAAUCAAAACAUAGAAUAUAUAAAAUGUUCAAUAAAAUACAUGACAAAAAUUUACUAAUCAAAUUAGAUCAACUAAGCAUAUAAAUAAAGAGGGAUGUAAAGGAAGACUAACUAUCUUUUAGGAAUUUCCUAAACUAUGUAAGUAUAUAUUACAAAAACAAUAUAGAUAACUAAAUGCCAUUAUAUAAACUAGUUAAUAUAAAGAAGUACAUGAGUACAUGUCGUAGGAUAGUAUAUGUAAGAUCACAAGUGCAAAACACUGCCAGUGUGAUAUAUAUCAUUUCUGCUCAGAAAUUUUAUAAGACUUAAUGAAAAUGAUGCAGCACUGUAAGAAAGAUAUUACAAAUCACAAUCAUUAAGGGAAUAUUGAAACAGCCAAGCAGACGAAUGGAAUUGUGCACUGCAUGACCUACUAUUGCAGUUGUAAAGUAUAAUUAUGUUGGUAGAAGGGAUUAUCAGUUUUUUUUUCAGGCUUUAUCUUAUAACCUGUGAAAAUGCCUUCAUAUAAUUGUCUAUCUUAUAAAUGAUCAAAAGAAAAUUAUUAGCACACUGUGGCAAAAUGCGUCAUAUACCAAAUGUUAUGAAUGCAUGGCAGAAGAUAACAAUAGCUGUGGUAAACCCACACAUGACAGAAAAUCAAAUAAAGUCACCCAUCAAAGGUGUCAAACACACCACAAGAGUGUGCAUCUAAAUCUAUAGAGAUGUAACAGGCUAGAAUUACAAAUGUGUGUAAUUUGUAUAUCUAUGCCAGCAUAUUGUGCUCUUACCUAUCUAAUAAGUGUGCACAAAUGAAUAAGGAAUAAAAAAAUUCACAGCUCACAAUCUUGUAUUCCACUUUGAAUUAAAUCAUUUAAUCAAAGGGGACAAGUUUCACAUUCAACUUAAAACAAUUAACUCAAAUGUACACAUACACACACACACACACACACACACACACACACACACACACAUAUAUAUAU
Messenger RNA from Protopterus annectens (West African lungfish), 2847 nucleotides. Its product is annotated as C-X-C chemokine receptor type 3-2-like. Gene Ontology annotation, molecular function: C-X-C chemokine receptor activity. The record is from RefSeq and is a predicted model, not a curated record. Gene Ontology annotation, cellular component: membrane. Bases 241 to 1329 code for a protein of 362 amino acids. Gene Ontology annotation, biological process: immune response; G protein-coupled receptor signaling pathway; inflammatory response. The transcript has 2 exons. Lineage: Eukaryota; Metazoa; Chordata; Ceratodontiformes; Protopteridae.